Pygocentrus nattereri (red-bellied piranha) is the source of this 1877-nucleotide messenger RNA. It is a transcript of the gene fam219b, whose product is annotated as family with sequence similarity 219 member B. The transcript has 6 exons. Lineage: Eukaryota; Metazoa; Chordata; Actinopteri; Characiformes; Serrasalmidae. The coding region runs from base 103 to 681 and encodes 192 amino acids. The record is from RefSeq and is a predicted model, not a curated record.
CUUACCCCAAACAUUGGCCCCGUUGAGAACCCUCCUGUUGUCGUGUUCUCGCUGCUGGCGCCUGCUGUGCUGUGAGAUCAUGGGUUCCUUCGGCUCCGCUUUAUGAGCCACGACUGUUCUCGCUUAAUUGGCUCCAGCAUGAACGACAUCAUGGAGGAGCAGGAGAAGGACGGUCUGCUGGCAGAGUCUCCGGCCGCAACGAAGCCGGGCAGCAGCAGCAGACCCAAACCGGUUCUGGAUGGAGGGAAUAGACCAGUGGAGAAGAGAGGACCCUAUAUUAUGUCCAAAGUUCCUGCAAUACAUACCAAAUUACAGAAACACAGAGAGAUGGCCAGAAGAGUGCUGAAGAAGAAAGGCUUUUCAUCCGGUGGGCCGGUCAUGCAGCAGCCCAGGCAUGGGGCUAAAAAUGUGAAGUUCAAUAAGGGAUAUGCAGCACUUAGCCAGAAUGCAGAAGACACGCUCAUAUCUUUGGACUCAGACAGUGACGUGGAGCUGGAGUCCCAGUGUUCUUCUGGAUAUUCCUCUGCAGAGGUGCACCCGGAAUUAAGCCAGCAGCUGCUGAAGGACGGCUACAGGCUGGACGAAAUCCCCGAUGACGAAGACCUGGACCUCAUUCCUCCAAAAGCCAUGGGCUCCUCGGUGUGCUGCUGCUCAGACAGCCCAUCCUGCUCAAUUCAGUGAGAAUCACGUACAACCUUUAACCCUUCACCCACCACACUGGACCUGCAGAAGCUGCCUUCCAGCAGAUGGAACCGUGCCCGAGGCAUCUGGAGCUCAGGACUUCAGAACAGCUCAAAAUUUUGUCGAGCUCCUGUGAGGUUCCAGAGCUUCAGUAAUGACGGUGCUGCUACGUUUCAUACCGUUCUCCCAACAUAGCAUAGCACUUUUGCCGACUUAAGGCUCUUCAAAACUGCACGGUGCUUCUGAUGUUACUUUAAAGGAGGUUUCCUAAGAGUGCUAGAGAGAUUUAUCGCAAAAUGGUAUGACUUUGAUUUCCCUUCUUUGACAUUUAAGAUGAACUUAAACCUUCUGUGCUAUUGGGAAACCUGCACCACCUUGUCAUCAUACUAACCUUUAGCUCAUGCCUAAGCAGUCAGGAAAUGCAGUUCGGUUUGAUGCAGGUCUUGUCCUGUUCGGGCUAAUUCAUAGUACUAGCCCACCUCAUCUUCAGGAGAAACGAGUAAUGCUGCUCUAACUCAAACCAUCUAAGUAGAUUCAGCAGAACACCAAAUGUCUUGACUGCAUUGACCAAUUUCUUCUUAUUAAUGAGCAGGCUGGGGUAGCUGUGGUCAGUUUAGGAAUUUCUAGGUUACAUUUAUCAUUUUGAGAAUGAUUUUUAUAUGGCACAUAGUCUGUUAUACUGGUCCCAGUCCCAGUGUUACACUUUUAUGAUUCUCUAGUUAGACACUCUGGAAACAGCACAUGUGAUCAAUAACUGUUGAAUCAAUUGAAUCACGUGUUGGAUUAGAGGGAAGCAGCACUGAGACUGAUAACACCAGGUCAGGGGUCAUGAUUUUAGGUCCUGGAAGGGCUUAGUCCAGCACUGUAUGGUAAGUUUUCCUUCUCUGAAACACAUGAUUCAACAGUUACUUACAAGGUUCAGCAGGUGCAUUUUAGCAGAGAAGUCACCAAUCUGCUGCCCUGCCGUGCGUCACAAUGCACAGUACAGUGCAGAAGUCAAAGUCCACUAUUCAUUUAAUUUCCAAAUUUCAAUUUUCAAAAAAAAUAGAGUAGCUAUGACAUUUAUUUCGCUGUUAUCGGAACAACCUUGUAUCUCCAAAAUGGUAACUUUACAGGAGAAGGAAAAGACCGACUGUACUUCUAUUGUAAGUCUAUGGAACCAGACAUCUUUCCAUUUGAUUUUGGGCCAUUUCCUU